Molecule: messenger RNA, 1596 nt
Organism: Rangifer tarandus platyrhynchus (Svalbard reindeer)
Lineage: Eukaryota; Metazoa; Chordata; Mammalia; Artiodactyla; Cervidae
Source: the annotation of a GenBank genome assembly
AUGUCAAGUACUGUGUCCUACUGGAUUCUCAGUUCUGCAAGAAAGACCAUUGCCACAUUACAGGGGGGACAACGUUUAUAUUCAAGGUAUGCCUCAAAUAGGAUUAAAUCAAAAUGGAGACUCUUACCUCAGGGGCCAGCCACCCUAAAAGACAACGCCACUGCAUGUGGUAGCAUUGCUCUGCGGAAAGCCUACAGACACACAUCAACGGAGGAAGAGGACUUCCACUUGCAGCUCAGCCCCGAGCAGGUAAAUGAGGUCCUGCGAGCUGGUGAGUCGGCCCACAAGAUUCUUGACCUUGUCAGCAGAGCUCCAGAGUCAGUGUUACGGUUUGAGAGCAACCAGCUAGCUGCCAAUUCCCCAGUGGAGGACCGGGGAGGUAUAGCUGCCUGCCUGCAGACCAAUGGACUGCUGUUUGGCAUCUUCGAUGGACAUGGUGGCCACGCAUGUGCUCAAGCAGUGAGCGAGAGGCUCUUCUACUAUGUGGCUGUGUCACUAAUGUCCCAGCAGACUCUGGAGCAAAUGGAGGAGGCCAUGGAAAGCAUGAAGCCCCUGCUGCCCAUCCUUCAGUGGCUCAAGCACCCAGGGGACAGUAUCUACAAGGAUGUCACGUCAGUGCACCUUGAUCACCUCCGUGUCUACUGGCAGGAGCUGCUAAACCUGCACAUGGAAAUGGGGCUGAACACUGAGGAAGCAUUAAUGUACUCCUUCCAGAGACUGGAUUCUGACAUCUCGCUAGAGAUUCAGGCCCCCCUCGAAGAUGAGAUGACCAGGAACCUUUCACUCCAGGUUGCUUUCUCAGGGGCAACGGCUUGCCUGGCCCAUGUUGAUGGGGUUCACUUGCACGUGGCAAAUGCUGGUGACUGCCGGGCCAUCCUUGGUGUCCAGGAAGACAAUGGCAUGUGGUCUUGUCUGCCCCUCACCCAGGACCACAAUGCCUGGAACCCAGCCGAGCUGUCACGGCUGAAAAGGGAGCAUCCUCAGUCCGAGGACAGGACGGUCAUCAUGGAAAACAGGCUGCUGGGUGUCCUCAUGCCCUGCAGGGCCUUUGGGGACGUCCAGCUGAAGUGGAGUAAAGAGCUGCAGCGCAGUGUCCUGGAGCGGGGCUUCGACACCGAGGCCCUCAACAUCUACCAGUUCACCCCCCCACACUACUACACCCCACCUUACCUGACAGCCAGGCCAGAGGUCACCUACCACAGGCUGAGGCCCCAGGAUAAGUUCCUCGUGCUGGCCUCGGAUGGCCUGUGGGACGUGCUGGGCAAUGAGGAUGUGGUGAGGCUGGUGGUGGAGCACCUGGCUGAAGAGGGUCAGCACAAGCCAGACCUGGCCCAGAGACCCACCAACCUGGGACUCAUGCAGAGCCUGUUGCAGCAGAGGAAAGCCCAGGGCCUCCACGCGGCCGACCAAAACGCGGCCACACGUCUGAUCAGAUACGCCAUAGGGAACAACGAAUACGGGGAGAUGGAGCCUGAGCGGCUGUCGGCGAUGCUGACGUUGCCAGAGGACUUGGCGAGGAUGUACAGGGAUGACAUCACAGUCACCGUGGUGUAUUUCAACUCAGAAUCGAUUGGUGCAUCUUCCAAGAGGAGUUAA